Molecule: messenger RNA, 2453 nt
Organism: Linum trigynum
Lineage: Eukaryota; Viridiplantae; Streptophyta; Magnoliopsida; Malpighiales; Linaceae
Source: the annotation of a GenBank genome assembly
UGUUGCUGACUUGCUGUCUUGCUGAGCGAGUUCUGCUGGUGUUGUCCGCCUCACUAAGCUCCGGUCAGGCUCAGGCGUGCAUUCUUCUACUGAGAUAACGUCGGAAAUUAAUCAUCACUGGUGGAGGUUCCGUGAUGAGAAGGCGUAACUUCCCCAAAUUUGAAGCACUAAAAUACCGCUCUUCGUAAACCCUAAUUGAUGGCGGAAGCAAGGGAGGAAGAAAAUCGGCAAGCUUCUGGGGCUCUACCAAUGGCUGCAGCAUGCAAACCUGACAAAGAUAUAUCCAGGUGGCUUAUCGAUUUCCUUGUUCGGCAACCGAUUCCAGUGCAUCUUCUCGAACAAGUCAUCUCCAAAUUGGGCGCCUCAGUCGUCGAGAGCGAUUGGCGAUUGAAGAAGAUGCUGACUCUCAAGCAGCUCCAGUCAGGAAUCUCAAAUGGUUCCGUGUCUGAGGAGAUGCUCGACUCGUUGGAGUUGGUAGAGCAAUUGGACAGGGAAAGUGGAAAUCCUAUCCCGGAAACGAUCAAAGCAGCUUACUGUGCGGUGGCAUUGGAGUGCACUGCUAGAGGAACCUACUUCGACACGGUUCAGAGCAUUUGGAGAGGAAGAAUAGAGAAUCUGGAGAAAUUGGGGAGGACCGAGUUGCUUACCGACGAGCUGAAGAAGGUUAGGGAUGAUGUUGAGGCUGCUGUCUGGGAUCCAAAUGUUUUCAACAGAGUGUUGGAAUCGGCUAAGGGGGAAAACGCUUCGAGUCUGGUUGAGGCUUACUUAGAAGAGGCAAUGGCGGUGAAUGGGCCUUCAUUUCUGGAAAUUGCCGCUAGAAGGGAGAGGGAGCUGAAAGCGAAGGCGCAAUGCAGUGGCGAGAAUAGAGAGGGCUUUCCCUGUGAGGUUGAUGACGUGCAGGAUUCAGGUGCUGAAGAUGCUAUGGAUACUGAAGUAGCGCAAGUUCCUGAUAGUGGCGUACAACCAAUCUGCGGAGCACCAUCUGCCGAUGGAAAGGUGAAGCGUAGAGUGAAACGUGCUGUUCCACGCAGACAUUCAAGAAAACAAGGUAGGUUAGUAGCGGGUAACCCUACUAGAAAAUAUGAUACCUUGUCUACUCCUGAAGUCAAGCGAGUACAAGAUGCACUCCGAUCCAGUACCACUGAGUUACAAUCGGUGGUGACUGAUCCACUGCCCGAUGCUCUGCAUCGCUCCCGGUUAUUAAUUGAUGAAGCACCGCAAAACAUAGAGAUAUCUGCCGGAAACCAGGGAGUUCCUGAAUCCCACAGCAACAAGUCAAAUCCUGAUGUUCCAUUAGACAAAGAUGGUGCAGAACAUGUUGAAGGACCCACACCCUCCAUUGAUGAGAGUACCAAAGAACUUUCCUCCAGGCAUCAGAAUGUUUCAAAACCAAGUUUAAUGGUUAGGAAUAAAACAGCUUGUACCUACGAGUGGGAUGAUUCGAUUGAUGGCUCUCCUGAAGAAACAUCUAACGCUGAUGAAAGAAUUGUGCUAAGAAGCCCAAAGAAAGGGGUUGUGCUUCCAUUACCAAAGGACGAUGGCGGCAACAAUUUGCCUAGGAGGAAAAAGAAGAGAUGGAGUGUCGAGGAGGAAAAUGCCCUGAGGGAGGGUGUCAAUCAAUUUGGGAGGGGCCGCUGGAAAGUCAUUUUGAACUCGAGACGAGAAGUAUUUGUUGAGAGAAACGAGGUUGAUCUGAAGGACAAAUGGAGAAACAUGACGGCACAUGAAUGAGUUGAUGCUAAAGCCUGCUUGAAGAAAGGCCUCACUUAGCAGUUUUUGUGUGUAUAGUACUUUGCAGUGGAACUCUUGUGCAUAGUCUUGUGAAUGUCGUUUGCUUGGCUUCGAACUCUUUUAGUUGAACAGACGACUGACAAAUGAUCAAAGUAGGCUAACUUUGUCAUGCUACUACUACUAGUCUAUGUUACUUCUGCCAGCAAGGCUACAUUCUGCUGGAAAAUCCUUGAAACUCAUCAUUUGUACUUAUAUUAUUAUUGAUAUUAUUCUACCAAGUUCUCAUUUUACCAAUAUCAGAAACCAAAUUUUCUGUAGUCACCGAAAGCACCAUGAUUUGACUGUCAUCAUUCUGCUUAGGGUAAUUAUGAUGAACUCUGCAACUGAUCCAUCCGCUAAUUUCUUCGAAUCUGAUCGGGAGUUGAAAACUCUGCCAUUUGAACGAAUCAUGAUCAAGAAUUUUCUCAUCACCAAGAAGGUUACGGCAGCCUAAUCUGUCAGCAUUUACCUCAAGACUCUGCUAACCACAGCUACGAUUUCAAACUUUCUAGUGAUCAAUUUUCUCCAAAGGGUAAUCAUUUUGGCAGCAUGUAACGAAUCUUCCUUCUUCUAGUCAUGUCACUCUCUCUUAUCUUUGACCAUUCAGACUCUGUUUUCUUGCAGCAGACUUGGUAGACUGAUAAUCGACUGUUCGAGCCGUGUAAUAAUAUCCAGUUUUCACC